This is a messenger RNA of Solanum lycopersicum (tomato), 1139 nucleotides long. Its product is annotated as protein CURLY FLAG LEAF 1. NCBI's taxonomy places the organism in Eukaryota, Viridiplantae, Streptophyta, Magnoliopsida, Solanales, Solanaceae. Gene Ontology annotation, molecular function: protein binding. The record is from RefSeq and is a predicted model, not a curated record.
UUAUUUUUGUAGAGAAGGCAUAAGGUGUGCGUGGGAGUAGGAAAAGAUAGAGGGAAAAAAAAAAACUGGUCCUAUCAUCAGGUGGGGGUAGUUGUACUGCACUGCCCCUUUCUUUCAAAGAAAAAAAGAUUCCCACUCUCUUUGGUCUCUUCUCCCUUUUCUCCCCUUUCUCUUCUCUUCUUCUCUAUCAAAUUACUGUUUUUACUGUAGCAUUCAUAUUGUUCUCUACUUAUUUAUUUAUUAUCAUCAAAAUCCCUCAAAUUAAAUUCUCUUGGAGUAAAUAUAACUCACAUAUAUAUAUAUAUAUAUAAAAAAAUUAUUUGUUUGGAAAUUUUUGGUAUUUUUGAUCUAAUGAUGACAGGGCCAAAUAUGGCUACUAUUACAGCUUCUCUGCAAAAUUGUUCUCUGAGUAACCAUCAUCAGCGGGGCGGCACCAGCCGCAACAGCGCGGCAGGUAUCGCCCCGCCAGAUGGGAUUUCCGAUUCAUCGAGAAACACCAACACCAACUUCAAUAAUAACAACAACCCUUCAAAUGAUGCUACUGUGGAACUCAAUUCUGAAAUUGCUCUUCCAUACCAUUGGGAACAAUGCCUUGAUUUGAAGACAGGGGAAAUUUACUAUUUGAACUGGAGGACAGGGAUGAGAGUGAGUGAAGAUCCAAGGACAAAUGUUGUUGCAGAAGAUCAAGUGUACUCAGACGAGGAUGACGAUGAUGAUAACAACUCAUAUGAUAGUGAAGAAACCUAUUCAGAAGAAUUGCCAUCAUUGUCAUCUUCAAGAGCUGAAAAUACAGUACCACAAAUCAAUAUUUUGACUACUGAGGCUUUAAGGAGGGCAGCACCACCAUCAGUACUAGCAGCACCAACACUAGUGUUGGGUGGAUGCAAGGCUUGUUUGAUGUAUUUCAUGGUGCCAAAAGAAGUUGAGGAAUGCCCAAGAUGUGGUAGACAACUUCUUCACUUUGAUGAUCAAAAUUGAAAUGAUUAAAAAAAAAUUAGAAGAACAUGAUGAAGAUACUAUUUGUUUUUUGAUAGAAGUUUGUUUUCGUUGGUAGUAGUUGUUAAAUGUGUUUUUUCUUCUCUGAGAAAAGACAAACCAACCAAUUAUUUUAUAAACAAUAUUUAUCGUGUGAUUUUCUU